Vitis riparia (riverbank grape) is the source of this 1552-nucleotide messenger RNA. RefSeq names its product zinc finger CCCH domain-containing protein 23-like. The transcript has a single exon. Lineage: Eukaryota; Viridiplantae; Streptophyta; Magnoliopsida; Vitales; Vitaceae. Gene Ontology annotation, molecular function: metal ion binding. Bases 32 to 1171 code for a protein of 379 amino acids. The record is from RefSeq and is a predicted model, not a curated record.
UCACUGAUUUGAUGUCCGCAGCCUAACGACGAUGAUGAUCGGAGAGCCAACUCGAUCCAAUCCGACGGUGCAGGUUCCUCCGUGGGACCCUUACGAUGAUCCAACGGCUGGGAUGGGUUCUCCGUUCCCAGUUAGUGGAGUUAAUUUCAACGGCAAUGCCGCUAGUCCCACCGGCGGUGAUUAUAAUCCGUUUAUAAUCAGCGAGGCCUUCUCUUCACUGCAGCGUUACCUGCCAUCAAACGAGUUCGGGACCGAGUCCGGCGAUGAGUCGGAGACGGUGGUGGACGCGUUCUCAUGCGAUCAGUUUCGUAUGUUUGAGUUUAAAGUGCGGAGGUGCGCACGUGGGAGGUCACAUGACUGGACAGAGUGUCCGUACGCGCAUCCUGGGGAAAAGGCUCGCCGGAGGGACCCCCGGAAGUUUCACUACUCUGGCACGGCGUGCCCGGAGUUUCGGAAAGGAAACUGCAAGAAGGGCGAUUCAUGCGAGUUUGCUCAUGGCGUGUUCGAGUGCUGGCUCCACCCUGCUCGUUACCGGACUCAGCCUUGCAAGGAUGGGUCCGGUUGCCGCCGGCGAGUAUGUUUCUUCGCUCACACGCCGGAGCAGCUCCGGGUUCUUCCUCAGCAGAGUCCUAGGAAUCAUGGGUCGGCCGAGUCAUACGACGGCUCACCUCUCCGACUCGCUUUUGACCCGUAUCUGUCCAAGGGUUCAUUUAUUUCAUCUCCGACUUCGACUCUGAUAUCGCCGCCGGUGUCGCCACCCUCUGACUCGCCACCCAUGUCGCCGAAUAGCCCAUCCUUUACUGGCUCAUUCAACUCGAUGAGCGAACUCGUGGCGUCCAUGAGAAAUCUACAAGUUGGGAAGGCGAAAAUGAGCCCUCAAUCAUGGGGAGUCCAAAUGGGAUCCGGUUUCAUAUCUCCUCGCGGCUCAACCCUGCGCCCAGGGUUCUGUAGCCUGCCUUCCACCCCCACUCGAACUCCGGCUCGCUCCGGACUCGGUGGCCUCGACGUCUGGGACAAGACUUGCGAGGAAGAGCCAGCAAUGGAGAGGGUUGAGUCUGGAAGAGACCUGCGUGCAAGAAUAUAUGCUAAAAUCAGCAAAGAAAACUCACUGGAUCGAGACUCGUCCCCCUCUGCCCCUGACUUUGGCUGGGUCUCAGAGCUGGUGAAGUGAAAAGAAAGAAACCUAAUCCGACUUGGUACUAAGUGGGGAGUUCCGAUUAUAUCAUUAUUUUUUGGGUUUGAAUCGAUGACCUUUGAUUCUUCUGACGGUGUGGAUAUUCAGAUUUCUCUGUAAAUACUCUAGUUGGGAAGGAAGAGAUCAAAGUCUCUAUUUUGUGGUGCUUUUCUAUCUUUUUUUUUUUCUGCAAUGAAAAAUGCAGACUUUUGUAUAGACAAGAUGAAUUUCUUAGGACCGGCGAAGAUGCGUGGCGGUUGGUUUGGCCAUUUGUCUAUGAUUUGUAUUUCCCUUUCGAUUUUGUUAAGAAAUUUUUCUGUAAGCUCCCAUGUUUACUUCUAAUCAAUGUAAUAUAUUCUUCUUCUUCUUCUUCUUCAA